Molecule: messenger RNA, 1925 nt
Organism: Verruconis gallopava
Lineage: Eukaryota; Fungi; Ascomycota; Dothideomycetes; Venturiales; Sympoventuriaceae
Exons: 2
Coding region: 439-1563 (374 amino acids)
Cellular component (GO): cellular bud neck; plasma membrane
Source: RefSeq, a predicted model, not a curated record
GUUCAUUGAAAGGCGCUGGCGCUCGCUCCUGAUGCUGGACUUCUCGACUCUCUCGACUCUCUGCUUGUUCUAUGCGAAGUGGGAAACAUUUCUGGCUGUAUCGUUUCCUCCAUCUUUCUUUCGUGAACCUGCACACGCACACACAUGUUGUGAGCACCGGCUUUCACUCCCCCAGCGUUGGCCGUGUCACCUUAUUUGGGGCCGCGCAACCACUCAAUGCGCCUAUACCUGUAGCGAUAAAUUUGCACCGCCAGCCAGUCUUUUGACACUCUUUCCAGCGGAUCCUUCUUGUCCCCCAAUCCGCGCGUCAGAUCUUUAUUCGGUGUCUGUCACCGUCGCGCCAAACGAAACAAAACUUCGCAAUUUCCCGCAUCCUGCACUUAGGUACUGCCCACCUCCUUCCGCUGACGACCAACUUGUCUACCGCGUCAGCUCAAAAUGUCGAGCGCCGUAGAUGCCGUUAAUAAUGUGAAGAACACUUUCUCCAGCUGGGACAGCUGCAUGUCAAAGGCAUAUUGCAAAUGGCCUGUAAUAGCUGGUAUCAUAAUUGGCUCUCUCAUCCUUCUCUCCGUCCUUGUCUGCAUUGGUCGCUGUAUAUGCUGCGGUGCUGAGUGUGCAUGUUGCUGUUUUCGAUGUUGUGCAGGCUGUUGUGGGAGCCGUCGCCGCGACCGGGGGCACAAACAACUUGAUCCUGUGGCUCCUACGCCGUAUGGGUCGAGAGGAGCAUCUGGCCUACCAAUGUACAAUUCUCAAUACCGAUCUGCACCGCCACCAAUCUACCAGAACAACACUGUUCCUCAAACAGCCACGUUUGAGGGUAAGGUGCAUGAAGAUUCUUUGCCUGCAAUGCCAAGCUGGGAGAAUGCGACCGAGAGACGAGUGGAGGUGAUUGAGGACGUCAAACAGCCUAUUGAGAGUCAUGAAAUGGAGAAGUUGAGUCCUACAGGACAGAAAAGCCCGACGCCCGUUCCUGGAUACGCGGCCCCUUCACAACCUGCAAGCGCGAUGGCUAUUGGCAAUGGACCGCACAGUCCCUACGCAGCCGACGAGCGAGACCCUUUCCUGCAAGGUGGUCAAUCCACUGGAGUGACACAUGAUGGUUAUCGAGGAGCAUCACCUGGACCCGGGCAAGCUGUCGGCUAUGGAUAUGCAAGUCACAGGCCGGGUGGACUUCAGAACUCGCAACCGAGUUUCAACUCGUACCACGAUUCCAGGUCCGAUUUCUAUGCUCAGACAGGGCAAGGGGGUCCUUACGACCACCAGCCGAGACCGUCGAACUACGGCGCAUCGUACAGCAACCUUGGACAGCAAGAAUACGACAGACAGUACGGAGAACAGAGACAAGCAAAUGGCAGGCCGUACGGCGAGCAACAGCCAGGCUAUGGUCGGCAGAACAGAGAGCUUAGGCAGGACGUUGGGUACCAACAACCUGCCGGCUCACCCGUUUAUGACCCCCGUCAGCCGGGCUACGACUCGAAUCAGGGAGCGUACAGGGCAUUCUCACCUGCCUAUGGGGAUCGACAGGAUAGGAGAGCGCCUAAUGGAUCAUGGAAAGAUGUCUAAGCUGGCACGUCAAUUGACUUGAAGCGUCUUGCAUAGCAUUUUUGAUGAUUGGCAUAGCGUUCGGAGUAUGGCGUAAGUGAGAUACGUACGAUUCAUGAGUCUUGUCACAUGUACGGGAUUUCUAAGGACAUGAGAGCGCAAAGUAGUACAGAAGGAAAAGAAUUGUAUGAUAUUUGCGCAUUGUGCGCAUUCAGAUCAAACACAUAUAAUGCGGCAGGAGAGCCGUGAAUGCCAUUCACCAGCAAAGAAUCGAUGGCGUCGACUUCGACCUUGUCUCGUGAAUCAUCGGAUGAUCAAAGAUACAUAAAUCAAGUGAAGCUUCCAAGUGCUGAUUUCGACGUUGGUCAGCGUGUCUCGUGAGC